CAUGCGCAAGACAUUCCUAAACCCCGAAUAACAGAGCACGACCGCCGAAAACAAGGUGGCACCAACUCUAAGGCGCAUCAGCACAAAGCAAGCGCGCAUUACGAGAUGCCAUCCUCAGGCCUCCGUUUGUUUGCGUACCAUCUCAGGACUGGGGAUCAAAACGAAAACAAAAAACGUUACAAGAAGAGAAAGAAAAGAGCCUCACCUCAGCAAAUUGACGACGAUAGGGAGGAGCCUGUUACUGAUAAAGCCGAUGGAGAAGAACAGUCAAGAUCUUCUGUCAAUUUUGCAUUGGUUGGUGCUGGUAUAGUGGUGUUCCUGUUCAUAUUUGCUGGACUGGCUCGUCUGUGGUAUGUUGCUUUGAUUUUCCAAUUAAAGAGACUUUCCUCGUUUGUGUGAUCGAUAUAAUCUUAGGUUCUUUAUGAAAUUGUCUUAGUCGUGGCUGACCAAUGCCAAUUGCCAAUGUUUAAUAAGAAUGUUUUAAGACAGGAACUGAUGAUAGUUGACACUGUACAUGUUUAGUGAUUGCUUUUAAACUCACCAUGAACUUAUAUACCAUUCCGUUUACAUAAAGGUAGAGUCGACUUUAAAUUGGCAAGCUUUGCAAACAACAAGAAAGCAAAUCAUGUAGCUAGUAGUUUUGUUUAACACGUCUUCAUUGGCGGAUAUGUUACUAGGUUUGCGUUACGAUAAACUAACUUGUAUAUCGAGUAUCGUACGUACUUUUUAUGUUCCAGCAGGAUUUGUAAUACCUUUCCCCCAAUUCCUCUACAAGAUGUUAUUUCCGAGUUAUAGAUAUUGAGUCACGGAAGUUUUGUCAAUUAAAUAUGGUUUACAUAAAGUAUACAUCAAUCAGAGGUUUAAGUUAAUAUUAGUUGUCAAAAAGAAAAAAAUAUAUGUAAAACUAUAUAUAUUUUGUUCUAUUUCACAACUAAUAUUAACUCAAAACUUUGAUAGAUAUAUACUUUUUUAGACAGCUUUUAUGACUAGAAAUAUUUUAUUAGGUAUUAACCUUUGAUAAAAUAUUCUAGUCUUAAAUUAUAGUAAGAUCAAAUCAAAGAAGCUGGGGAAGCAAGCAGUUCCAAUUCAGAUUUAAAUACUUCAUUAAGACUUGCAUUCACGCAAAUUCUCGAGUUAUUUAUUUUCCAAACGAAACUCGCCCAUAUAGCCAAAACGCUUUUUGGUUUUGGUAAGAGGCAGUUGAAAUCUAGAAGAAGAGCCCCUUGUAUCAUAGGUCGACCCCAUUUUCAAAACUUUUUGUUAUAAUUGCUCAGGUGCCAUAUUGUUGUACACCUUGAACAUUUCUAUCUAUUAAUUCUGCGUAUAGAGAGCCCGUCCAAUCCAAGCUCUUGGAGCAGGGGGCCGAGAUAGAAUCAUAACUGAAAAAGGUUAUGAUCCUAGCUGCGCGGUCUUGUGGUUUUUGAAGCUUCAGAGAAAAUUCUGACUCUAAGCCCCUCCCAAACAACGCUGUAAUAGUCAAGGUACGGUCGGAUAAGAGAGUUAUACUGUGUUUCGAGGGUCGACGGAGGAACAAAUUGUCUCGCACACUAAAAGGGCUCCGACUGUGCUGAUUUUAAAAUUCUCUAUAUGUGGUGCCCGUUUAAGCGACUCGUCAAAGCAACAUGUACACCAACGGAUUUGGCAGAUGUUACUUUACAGAAAUUGGUGGAUGUUUGAUUCUUUCUAGUCUCACUGUCCACUCAAUCAGUUUGUUAGAAGUCUUUAGGCUGCUCUUCUGUCCCUUACCACUGUUCACAAUAGCACUUUUUUUCUUUAAUUUCAAUUGCAGGAGAACGUGUAAGAAAAGAUGCAUACGGAGAAAACACCCUGACCUGACUAGCCCCAGCGAGCGGCUUAGCCAGGAAGAGAAAAUAAACUGCGGAACGCGGACAUCAAGGGACUCUGAUAGUCAUAAACCCAAACCAAAUCCGUCAUCUUACCAACUGGCAGCCACACACUUUGAUGCCCAAUCACCAUGGACCGUAACAGACACUCCCCCUUUGAUGGCAGUUUCUCCUAGAGAAAACACUUGCGUGGUGGUCGAUAUUCCUGACUCAAAUCUAGCUUCUGAAGGACAUACUGCUUGUUCCAUUGUUGAUCUCUCUGAAUCCAGUCCAGUUUGUGUGGUUGUUGAUGCUCCUCAAGCCGACUCCCACGAGGUUGUUGAUGUACCUGACUUGAGCUCUCCGGACACCUCUUUUACCUGUUCUUCCUUAUCUAAUAUGUUUUCGUGGUUUUCUUCAUCAUCUUUGACGUCCGUUUCCUCACUUGAUAUAACUUCAGCAGAACCAGAAGCCUCAUCUCUGUUUCCAGAACCUGUAGCCCAGUGCUCCUCACUAACACCUAUUUCUAGAAAAACCCUAAAGGCAGAAACUGAACUCAACGACGACCAAAUAGUCUCGCCAACCGUUGAACUGGAAAUAGUUAUCGAUGUGCUACCAUCUGAGCCUCCGAUUCCACUGACCAUCGAACCAGAGUCUUCUUUACCCUCGGCGGAAAAACAGGCACUCCUGGAAUCUUGUCUCUUGAUUCAUCCGGCCUCGCCCAAGCAAUCUUCGCCCUUCAGUUUACCCCUUUCCACCUCUGACGAAGCAACACGAAUAUUUGCCUUGGAAACAGAAAAUGUUAACUCAUCCCAACUCUCUUGCAAAACUCCUCUGGCAGUGACAGGUGAUGUAAUGUUGACUAUUCAAGACGAAGGUGAAGUUUUUCUUCGCGCACGCAAGACAUCAGGAGCUGAAACUACAAUGAUGACCCGGAAUAGUGAGAAUGAAAAACACGUUAUACGGAACGUGGAAAGUCGAAGUCCUGCAAGUGACAUAUCUGGCGUGUCUACAAAAACCUUUGUGGAAGAUUCCGAUGUGAAAGGUAAUGUUAAGGAUAGUUGUGCAGCAAGGGCUGAAAACGGCAAUGAUGGCGUGACAUUGAUUAAAAAUGUUGUUGUUGUUGACACUUCAGGAGCGACAGGUUUGCCUGGAAAUCCUGAGAUUGAAAGGGAGAGUGAAAUCUAUGACGUCACCAGCCAGCAAAAGGAUGGCGUCAUGGUAAUCGGAAACGGCACAAUCGAGAUUUCUGGCCUGACUUGCGGCAAUAAAGAAUUCCUAACGAUGACCAGUGGUGAGUCUUUUAACCCUAAUGUCUAACUUCACACUCUCAUUUGUUGUCCCUAUCACAUUUUCAAUAGAAGAAGUGGAGAGAAUUUUUUGAUUCAGAAAUAUCAAGUCGAUUCACUUUCUCUGAUCAUGUUGUCAAAUCUCAUGAUCAUUCUGUCUUAUAAAGAAUUGAUGUUAUAAGGAGAAAUUUCAAGCUGAUCACUCUUAGGGUUUAAAAUAUCAAUGGUAAAAUUUCUUUUUUCUAGCAAAAAUACAUGACAUUUACACACAAAAUCUGCACUUAAGGUGAUUCCCUAGUAAAAGAACCUAACAUAGAUUGUAGAUGAAACUUGGGACACUGAUGUAACGAGUCAAGAAGAUGAAAAAAAAGUAAUAAAAAGUGGGGGUCACCGUGCUCGUUUUGACGUCACAAUGCUGAGAAAUACGGCUAUUUUUGACCCUUUGUCAAAAACCGCGCGCAGCCCAAAACAAGACAAAAACGAGAGAUUUUUUCGAUGAUGCAUGUGAUAUCGCACAGAAUUUGACUUUAUUGUAUUGUUUAUCCACUAACAAACCAGAAAAAUACCUUUUAAUGCUCCUGUUUUUAUUUUACGCUCCAAAGUAGAAUUGAAUUGGACACGCGCUAUUCGACCCGUGAUAGCUCAAUCCGUACAAUUUAGUAAAAUUGCCAAAAAACUGAACAUAGAUUUGUGCCAAUUUUUUUCUCAUCGAAAGGAAGCACUGUCCUUAUUAAAAUCAUGAAAUAAAAAAUGGGGGUCACCUUGCUCGUUUUUGCGGUAGAGCUGCAGAAAGUGCGCACCAAAUGCAUUUUCUCCGAGUUUUGAGGGAGGACUGGGGCGAGUUUCAAAAUAGAAUUUAUGUGAAAGGGGGAAGAAAGUUUUAAAAAAUCUGUUUUUACAGAAUUUACAUCGAGAUAUCACAUUUAGGAUACAAUGUGAUAAAGAAAGCGUUUAAAUAAAAAUCAAAGUGAGUAAUCACAAGUUAAACAUCCACUAUCGAGGUUCUCCGUGAGGAAGUCGAACUCAGCAACACGCGUACUGCUUACGUUAUGCACAUUCGCAACACAAUGAGUCUCACCUCGGCAAGAAACAACCGUAAGCAACUUCAUUUUAGUCAACUUUAGUCAACUUCAUUUUAAUAAUGUUACUUCACAUGCUCUUGUUUACGGCGGCCAUCUUGUUAUGCGCAGUAAGAGAUGCGCAAUGCAAAACCAGGGAAUCACCUUAAAUCAGUAGCGAGUGCUUUGUUCUUUCUUUUGCGUCUCUUGAAAUGGAAAAGAGGUUGUCUCACGCUGUAAUCACUUUCCUUGUCAGAAAGGAAAUUAACGAAUAUUAGUGUGUUUAACGGUAUGCGGAAUGAAGGCAACAAUAAUAUUCGCAGUUUUACCUGAUACAAGCUUUCAGUUAUUUCAGCAUCGUUCUGGGAACGAAGUCUAGGUAAUGUGGACCUAGGGCGAGCGAGAAAAUGAACCGCGUGAAGACUGAAAAGAGAGUCCUCGUCCGUUUCUUACUAUUGAUUCGCGAGUUUUGUUACUGUUACCAAAAAUUCAGAUUAGCUCAUUUUGUUGUUCCACUCAAAUUUUUAUCCUCUUCAAUCUUUUAGGAACUCCUUCAACAGUUACUCGGUCUUUGGAAGAAAACAGCACUGCGGAUGCCAAUAGUUCUUUAUCUGCUUCAAAUAGCGAAAAUACAGCGAAACUGAUGGUGGGUUUUAUUCAAGAAAUCAUUUAUUCUUUCUUUGGUGCCGGUAACAUAAAAUUUCGGUAAAAAAAUAAUAGAACAUUUUUUUACUAGACCGGAACUUCUUUAAAAAGUAGGGUACUUCAGGUUUAAGCUUUAUUUUCUCAAAAACAUUAACCAGUAAUGAAAUACGAUAUAAAUAUUAUUAUACAUUGUACUCUCUAUCAUUGGCUAAGAACCUACAGCUAUUUUGGAACCGCAGCGCAACUUACAGAUUACUUAGUUAUGUGCUACCAGAUAACUGACUAAUCUGUAAGUUUUGCGUGCAAUGUAUGAUUUCCAAUAACAGAAUCAUUCAAUUCAGGUUCGUAAUGCGACGGUAUGUUUAUCGUUAUUUUUUUCAAAACAAUUUAUAAUAAAACAAUCAUUAGAUUCGGUUUUUUUGAUAUCCGGAAUGAUCAAGGACUCGGUAAUUGCCAUGUAGAAAUAAAUAGCGAACGGCAAGUAUAAAUCAAAGAGAAAAGUUGGCCACUUGGCACAAUUUCACGUUUGUCGUUUGCCGUGAACGUGACUUUAAACCACUCUAUUAUUUCCUAAUUUCACUCAUCACCAAUUGAUUAGCUAUAAUAUUUCUAUCAUUGGUGGGUUUUAGGAUCGUCUCGAUGGAGAAGUUUAUGAACUAAAACAAAGUCCUUGGGGAGCUGACUUACCGUCACCAACAAAUUUUGCCGGAAAGGAGAAUGAAAGGAAAGAAAAGGAGAUCACGUCCUCGGUUACUGGUACUGGCGAAAAGAAACCACAAGUAGGAGAAUCUUCUAAGGAAAGUGGAAAGGAUGAGAAGAGAAGUAGUGAUCAACGAAGACUGCGUAACAAGGUUAGUGAUUUUGUUAACCAGAAAAAACUAAUUCCCAUUUAGAAAUAAUAAAUAGCAAACAGCAAGAAUAAAUUCAACGGAAAAGUUGGUCACGUGGUACAAUUUUACGUUUGCCGUAAACGUGAUUUUAAACCUCUCUAUUAUUUUUAAAACUUCACUCGUUACCAAUUGAUUACAUAUACUAUUUCUGUCUUUGGUGGGUUUUAGGAUCGUCCGGAUCGAGCACUGUACCAGCCGCCAAGAAAAGAUCAUUUGGGAGCUGAACCACGAUCAACAGCAAAUUUUGCCGGAAAGAAGAAAGAAAAGAAGGAAAAGGAGAUCACGUCCUCGAUUGCUGGUACUGGCGAAAAGAAACCACAAACAGGAGAAUCUUCUAAGGAAAGUGGAAAGGAUGAAAUGGAAAAUAGUCACUAUCAACGAGUACAACGAGUGCGUAACAAGGUUAGUGAUUUUGUUAGAAAUAGUUAUGGUGAUUCCUGUGAAGCAUGAGUCCCUGUCAAGAACCAAUGAGUCCCAGUUUAAAAAACAACGAGUCCAAAGUUCAAAUUGCUUGGACCUUUCAUGUAUCCAAACAGUUAAUCUGAAAGCAGAAUCUAAAACUUUUUGUUAUAUAGACACCGAUGAAAUACCAGGAUUUUUUCCAGUCACGAAACUUUGGUAUCCGGUGAAGACACAAUUUUUAUCCUUCACAUGUGAAGAUAUUACGGUUGUCAUGGUUACGUCAGUCUCGGCCCAUAGGAAAAGAGCAUCACAGUAUCUCGCCAUCGGUGUCUAUAUAAUAAACAGAAUAUUACAUGCCUGCUUGUGGAUAUGAAUUUUAUCUAGCACUCGUGAGAUAUCGAGUUGAACAAGAGAAGAUAAAAUUCGUAUCCACGUGCGGGCAUGUACUAUCCGCUAUAUAUAAUUAUUACAAUUUGGACAAAACGCGCGUGAAUUGGAGAGAUUUAGGGUCACGUUCACGGCAAAAGGCUAGAGGGAAAGGUGAGAUGCAGGUUGAGAAUUUUCCAAAUUUAGGACAUAAACAAUUAAAAACUGUGCAAUAUACAUCUGAUCGAUCAACAUAACCAGAAACAACUAAUUCCCAUGUAGAAAUAAUAAAUAGCAAACAACAAGUACAAAUCAAAGGGAAAAGUUGGUCACGUGGUACAAUUUCACGUUUGCAGUAAACGUGAUUUUAAACCUCUCUAUUAUUUCCAAAAUUGCACUCGUCACCAGUUGAUUACAUAUACUAUUUCUGUCUUUAAUGGGUUUUAGGAUCGUCCUGAUCGAGCACUGUACCAGCCGCCAAGAACUGAGGGUCAUUUGGGAGCCGACCCACGAUCAACAGCAAAUUUUGCCGGAAAGAAGAAAGAAAAGAAGAAAAAGGAGAUCACGUCCUCGGUUACUGGCACUGGCGAAAAGAAACCACAAGUAGGAGAAUCUUCUAAGGAAAGUGGAAAGGAUGAGAAGAGAGAUAGUCACUAUCAACUGGUAGAACGAGUGCGUAAUAAGGUCAGUGAUUUUGUUAGAAAUAGUUAUGGUGAUUCCUGGGAAGCAUGAGUCCCUGUCCAGAACCAAUGAGUCCCAGUUUAAAAAACAACGAGUCCAAAGUUCAAAGUGCUUGGACCUUUCCUGUAUCCAGACAGUUAAUCUAAAAGAAGAAUCUAAAACUUUUUAUUAUAUAGACAACGAUGAAAUACCAGGAUUUUUGCAGUGAUCUAGACUGCAAAACAGUCCGUAUUUUUGUGUAUUCAAGUACACUGUACGCACGAACAGUUAAACAAAAGCAGAAAACGGAGAGCGAGACUGGAGAGAGACGCUAAAAAUACGGACUGUCCGUUUUGAAUAAGAUAUAUUCGUUCGAAUUGCCCGCUUCUCCCAGCCACGGGCAAUUCCCAUUGGCUAAAUUUUGAUGCAAGCUCUUAGCAAACUGUCAAGUUAUGUUUGCAACAAGUCAUUUGUGAUGUUCCCUACCGUGAUGAAUUCAUUGUCCGUUGGCGUGUUCAGUUGCGAAAGAAUCGCAGCGCACUUUCCACCUUUGUGGAGAAAGAUUCUCCUUCGUCAACUGGACAACGAAAAGUUCGUUUAUCAGAAGGUCGGCCAAUUUUGGUAACGUUUCACCUUUCUCUAGUACUAUUAGGGGCAACAAACGUGUUUUCAGAACUUAUCUAUCCACUCUUAAUUAAAAUUGCCGAACUGUGUUUUUAAACAACAGCUGCAAAUUCUACAAUUAUCUGAAGCGCUCGGCUCGGCUUUCUCCCUCUUCGAGAGGCAGGAACAGGCUUUGUCGGCGUACUGCCACUUCCAUCCACUCAUGUUUGAUCUUCCAGAAAACACUACAUUGUACACGGAAACAACGCUCAAGACUGCUUUCGCUAUUUUCUCGCGAAAUCAAUCACCGGAUGUGUCAAAUUUACAAAGAGGACGGAGUGGUGAAUAGAUUUUUGACAGUUCAACGACAUUUUUGAACCCCCUGGUCAGAACGAACUGAUUAUAUGGAAAACGGACAGUCGGUUUUUUUUUCUCUCGCCUCACCUGCCCUACAUAUUCGGGCAUGUGAGGCUCACGCGCUUGCUCUUACGCUGCUGCUACGCAACUCUAAACCAGUGUUAGGAAAAAAACCGACUGUUUUGCAGUCUAGCAAUGAUCCUUCACAUGUGAAGAUAUCACGGUUGUCAUGGCUACGUCAGUCUCAGCCCAUAGGAAAAGAGCAUCACAGCAUCUCGCCAUCGGUGUCUAUAUAAUAAACAGAAUAUUACAUGCCCUCUUGUGGAUACGAGUUUUAUCUUCUCGUGUUCAACUCGAUAUCAAUCAACAUAACCAGAAACAGCUAAUUCCCAUGUAGAAAUAAUAAACAGCAAACGACAAGUAUAAAUCAAAGAGAAAAGUUGGUCACGUGGUACAAUUUCACGUUUGCUGUAAACGUGAUUUUAAACCUCUCUAUUAUUUGCAAAAUUGCACUCGUUACCAAUUGAUUACAUUUAAUAUUUCGGUCUUUGGUGGGUUUUAGGAUCGUCCCGAUCGAGCACUGUACCAGCCGCCAAGGAAAGGUCAUUUGGGAACUGAACCACGAUCAACAAGGGACACUAUUGCAUCGGGUACGUUCUUUAGCCGUUCAGUCUCAGAUUGAGUUAUCAGGUCUGGGAAGGUGUGUUUAACUUUAAUUCUGAGUCUGUGGAUAAAAACUCCUAUGAUGCUACCAUUCAAGUGAAACUUCUUCGGCAGUACUUUCACAAGGUACUAUUUAUUUAGUAUGAUGUUCUAACUUUUGUGUUUGUGGAUACACUUCUAUGAUGUUACCAUUCAAAUAAAACCUCUUAAUCCGUCGGUACUUUCACAUGGGGGAAAAUUAAAGGCCGUACGACGUUUACGUUUGGAAAUUCCCUGGUACGUGAUACACGGAAAGCGUGUUAAAAAGAUAUUUUCGGGACUGAGAUGACUCUUCGUUUUUAAUUUUGUUUUGCUAUGAAAAUACAUCACCCUUCCUCAUCUGACUACGACUGAACAAAAAGAUAAUUUACGAUAAAAAAAACCAAGACUACACAAUAUUGUUUUAUAACUGCAAUAUGCUGUCUUUUCAAUUGUUGCUUUUUUGUUAAUUAUUAUUCUUAGAAAAAGAUAAAAGUAAAGAUGCCAAGACGAAGGAAAAGAAUCGGGAGCCCGAACGCGAUCAGACAAGGAAGACUCGCGAUGACAAACCACGUAAUAAGGAUCGUGACAGAUAUCGUGACGACCACAGAGAGCGUGACAGAGAUAGAAAAAGUGAUCGUGGG
Messenger RNA from Porites evermanni, 9418 nucleotides. NCBI's taxonomy places the organism in Eukaryota, Metazoa, Cnidaria, Anthozoa, Scleractinia, Poritidae. The record is from the annotation of a GenBank genome assembly.